AUGCCUUACAACUGUGGGUUUGUCUAUCGACCUGGGAAAGAUGAAAAGAAUCCUGCUGAUUUCAUGAGUCGACAUCCAGCUGCAGAGUUUCUAGCUCCUAAUAUCGCAGACGAAUACGUCAAUUAUGUUUGUAACAAUGCUGUCCCGAACGCAAUGACAUUGCAAGAAGUUCAGAGGGAAACCCAACAUGAUUCAACGAUGCAAGUUUUAGCUUCCGCCAUUGAAAGUGGACAAUGGUUAGAUCUGGAAGUUAAAGAUUACAUAAAUGUAAAAGAUGAGUUAUUAGUACACAAUGGGACUAUCCUGAGAGGACAUCGUUUAGUGAUUCCAAGCUCGCUGCAAGACAAAGCAGUUGAAUUAGCACAUAUAGGACAUCAAGGUGUCGUAAAAACCAAAAGAUUACUAAGAGAAAAGGCGUGGUUCCCAGGGAUCGAUAAAAUCGUGGAGGACAAAAUAAGUAGCUGUCUUCCGUGUCAAGUUUCAUUGGGGAAUUCUAUUGCGCAAGAUCCUCAAUGA
Dendronephthya gigantea is the source of this 516-nucleotide messenger RNA. RefSeq lists its product as uncharacterized. NCBI's taxonomy places the organism in Eukaryota, Metazoa, Cnidaria, Anthozoa, Malacalcyonacea, Nephtheidae. The record is from RefSeq and is a predicted model, not a curated record. Bases 1 to 516 code for a protein of 171 amino acids. The transcript has a single exon.